This is a messenger RNA of Sorghum bicolor (sorghum), 3548 nucleotides long. RefSeq names its product ATP-dependent DNA helicase Q-like 5. The transcript has 21 exons. Gene Ontology annotation, cellular component: chromosome; nucleus; cytoplasm. Gene Ontology annotation, molecular function: 3'-5' DNA helicase activity; ATP binding; four-way junction helicase activity. Gene Ontology annotation, biological process: double-strand break repair via homologous recombination. The record is from RefSeq and is a predicted model, not a curated record. NCBI's taxonomy places the organism in Eukaryota, Viridiplantae, Streptophyta, Magnoliopsida, Poales, Poaceae. Bases 105 to 2888 code for a protein of 927 amino acids.
CGGGAAGCCUCCAAUUCUUCCCCCAAAUCCCCCGCUACUCCCCGCUCCGGCUCCGUCCACGACUACGGCGACGAGCACCGCCCCCAGCCCCCCCACCCACGCCGAUGUACUCCCACCUCCCCGCCGGGGACUCCGACUCCGAGGGGUCCCUGAUCUCCGAUGUCUCCGCCUCCCCGACCCGCGUCCGCUCGCCCCCGCCCCGGCCGCCGCCCGAACCCCGUCCCAACCCCAAGCACACCGCCGCCGUGAAACCCAAGCCCAAGCCCAGAGCGCCCAAGUCCAAGGCGAAGCCCAAGCCUGCAGCAUCCGCCUGCACCGCCGCCGCUUCGCCGCCUCCCCUCCCCUCCGCCGCGCUCUCCGACCCGCACGGUCUCGUCUCGCGCAUCGCCGCUGCUCCCGCGCUUGUCGCCGCCACCAGCACCGUCUCUUCCUCCUCCUUCCGCCGUCUCGUCCAGUCGCGCAACCCCUCCUUCGAUCCAGCUGUCGCCUUCAGCGCCCCGACCCCCGCGCCCACUCCGGCGCCCACCGAGAUAGCAACCGCAGCGGCAGCGCAGUGCCCUGCGCCGGACGCCCCGCCGCAGACGAGGCCCAAGCGGGUGCAUCCCAAUUCGGUGUCGGAGGUGGCACCCGCGGCGGCGGAGGCGGAGCAACCGAAGCGGCCGAGAGGGGGCGCCGAAGGAAACUUUGUGCGGCUCAACAUCAAUGGCUACGGUCGGAGGAGGACGUUCAAGAACGCCCAGGCUAGGCGGCCGACGAAAUACCGCUCCUGGCGGCGGCAGCGACAUGGCGGAGCGAAACCUCAAAGCUGCGGCGACGAGGAAGGGGAUCUUGUGGCUGAAGCUCUGAUAGAGCGGGAGAAGAAGGGGGCAGUAGGUGACAAUGGUGUCCUCGAGGCCGUCGAAGCAGCAAGAGAGGACCCAUCUGAGCAGAAUCUCGAGAGCUUGCUCAGAGUUGUCUAUGGGUACAACUCUUUCCGUGUGGGGCAGCUUGAGGCAAUCCAGAAGGUUGUUGCAGGAGAGUCAACUAUGCUUGUGCUCCCUACUGGUGCGGGCAAGUCACUAUGCUAUCAGGUGCCUGCUAUGAUUUUGCCUGGACUAACACUGGUGGUAAGCCCCCUGCUCUCCUUAAUGGUGGAUCAACUGAGGAAGCUACCUGCAUUUUUGCCAGGUGGCCUUCUUGCAAGCAAUCAGACAAGCGAUGAGUUUCAUGAGACAUUACAAAGGUUGCGUGGAGGGGAAAUAAAGGUGCUUUUUGUUUCCCCUGAAAGAUUCUUGAAUGAAGAAUUUCUGCUAAUAUUUAGGGAUGGGCUACCAAUAUCUCUAGUUGCUAUUGAUGAAGCUCACUGCAUUUCUGAAUGGUCUCAUAAUUUUAGACCUUCGUAUCUAAGGCUCCGGGCAUCACUACUUCGAAGAAAACUUAAUGUUCAAUGUAUUCUUGCAAUGACUGCAACUGCGACAACUCAAACCUUGGAGGAGAUAGUGACUGCCUUAGAAAUACCAUCUGAUAACCUCAUUAAAACAUCUCAAAUAAGGGACAAUCUGCAGCUGUCUAUCAGCACGAGCAAUAACAGACUGAAGGAUCUAUUGCUGUUGUUGAAGUCUUCACCUUUUGUUGACAUGAAAAGUAUAAUUGUCUAUUGCAAGUUUCAGGGAGAAACUGACUAUGUUUCAAAGUACUUAUGUGACAACAACAUUACUGCUAAGAGCUACCACAGUGGACUUGCUAUGAAGAAUAGGAGCCGUGUACAGGAGCUUUUCUGCUCUAACAAAAUAAGAGUGGUUGUUGCAACAGUGGCAUUUGGAAUGGGUCUUGAUAAGAGUGACGUUGAAGGGGUGAUUCACUAUAGCUUGCCAGAAAGCUUAGAAGAAUACAUACAGGAAACUGGGCGUGCUGGGAGGGAUGGGCGAUUGUCAUAUUGUCAUCUACUUCUUGAUUCAACAACAUUCUAUAAGAGCCGUAGUCUUUCGCACAGUGAUGGUGUUGACGAAUAUGCUAUGAGCAAAUUUCUUUGCCAGGUAUUUUCAUGUGACAAUUCAGUGGGGCACAUUUGCUCCUUGGUUAAAGAGUCGACUUCACGCAAGUUUGAUAUAAAAGAGGAGGUGCUCUUGACUGUCCUAACACAGCUAGAAAUCGGUGGUCAGCAAUAUCUCCGUUUACUUCCUCAGUUCAGUGUAACCUGCACACUGUAUUUUCAUAAGACGUCACCACAGUUGCUUGCAGACAAAGAUGUACUAGUUAGAUCAGUUCUGAAUAAGUCAGAGACUAAGGGUGGAAAUUUUGUCUUCGACAUGACAAAGGUAGCUAAUGAUCUGAGCAUCACAGUGAAUGAAGUAUUUGAUCAUUUGCAACAGCUAAAGUUCUCUGGAGAAAUUUCAUUUGAAUUAAAAGAUCCAGCCUGUAUUUACGUGAUCUUAAAGAAGCCAGAUGACUUGAACGCACUAUCAGCAAAUAUCACAAAAUGGCUUUCUGAAGUAGAAAAUUCAAAGAUCAGUAAACUGGAUGCUAUGUUUGAUCUAGCAAACUUUGCUGUCAAGGGGUGCCAAAGGAUUGAUGGUUGUUCUGGCUCCCAGCACACUUCGUGCAUUCAAAAGAAGAUCAUACAGUACUUCAGUAAGAACUACUCCACCUCAGACAACAACUGUACUCAGCCACACAAGAGCAGCCCGUUCUUGCAAGCUGAUAUAAAGGUGUUCCUUCAAAGCAAUUCAUUUGCGAAAUUCACGCCAAGGGCUGUUGCUAGGAUUAUGCAUGGCAUAUCAAGCCCAGCUUUUCCAUCUGCCACCUGGUCCAAGAACCACUUCUGGGGGCGCUAUGUGGAGGUUGAUUUCCCCGUGGUCAUGGAAGCUGCCAAAGCCGAACUAGUCAAAUUUGUGGGAAAAGGAGAGUAACAUUGUAGUACUCAUCGGCACGGGAAUAGGAACAGUUGCCUUCACUAGUUCACUUUGCUGUACCGAGUAGAACGCUUGAAGGCUGCAACCAAUGAUAGAGAGCUACCACAGGCUUGGACCUCCUGAACUGAAGCAUCAGCCAGGUCUGGUCUGAUUGUCUGAAUCCGUGCUGAUGCUGCCAAGUGUCAACCAAAACCAAGUGUCCAGUAAGCAAUGGUGCACAGCCAUCACCCAUCGCUGUAAAGCAAAGGUAGCGAUUGAUGAGGUGGUGUAUGCUUGAUUGUGAAAAUGUUGUUCACCACGGCUGGAGAUUAAAAGCUGUGUGCGAUCAAGAGUUCCAGAUGCUCACCAUCGUUUAUCCAUCACUGCUCUCGGUACUUGGGUUGCUUUACACGGCCACGAUCGAUGAUGCUUGGCCAUUUCAGCGGCCAGGCUAAUUUUCGUGCCACACGCCCUCGGUCGCAAUGCGUUUCGUUAUCAUCAUUGUAUGCCUGCCCAUAAUUUGUCCGGCGUCUGGCUUCACGGAUGGGAUGAAAAUUUAUGAGCUGGUGGAACGAUCAGAUGCACAUCCAAAUCGUUUUUAAUUUGUUUAUGUUGCCUGAACACAUUAGUGCAGCGUUCUUGGUAGUAGUGAGUAAGAACAGCAGGUUAACACAAUAA